Molecule: messenger RNA, 2252 nt
Organism: Impatiens glandulifera
Lineage: Eukaryota; Viridiplantae; Streptophyta; Magnoliopsida; Ericales; Balsaminaceae
Product: AUGMIN subunit 8-like
Exons: 7
Coding region: 414-2048 (544 amino acids)
Biological process (GO): centrosome cycle; spindle assembly
Cellular component (GO): nuclear microtubule; cytoplasm; centrosome
Molecular function (GO): microtubule binding
Source: RefSeq, a predicted model, not a curated record
CACUCAACAACUGAACCACCGUUUUCCCACCCCCUGCUCUGCUCGACCACCGUUUUCUCUCUCUACUGACAUCAUAUUAACGUUUACCUAUGACAGUUAAUGUGCAUUCCUGUCUCCAUAGUUAAUUUGGAGUGACAAAUGUUCGUUCUUUUUGUUUACCGCUGUUUCUUGAUUCUUAUUUGCUAAGAAAAGGUGUGCUCAUUUGUAUCUAUGGAGGCUACUGCUGGUUGCAAUAAUCAAAUUCAUUCUUUCUCAGAUCUGGGUAUUCAUUCUAAAGAUAUGCACAGUCUUCUUUUGAUUGUCAUCUCCUUUUUCAUCAUUUUUUAUUAUUGCAGAAAUGGUAGCUCAUCUUUUUCGAUCUUAAGGGUUUUAUAAUGGAAGAAGAAGAAGGUUUUUUGAGACUUUAGACAAUAAUGUGGAAGUCUUCUGAAGUUGAGACCUCAAGAUCGCCAUUGCUUCCGGGUAUUGACAAGAACAAUGGAGUCAAGCUCCGUUCUAGUAGAAGAGAUGUCAGUCCUAGGUAUAUGUCUCCCGCCAGCAUUAACUCAUCUCCAGUGUCUAAAAGAGCUGUUUCUGCCGAAAGGAGACGGCCUUCACCUCCAAGACGGGUGUCCAGUACCAGUACAAGUACCCCAGUGCAGGAUAUAUCAUUUGAAAAACAACUGGUUUCAAGAAAGGUUAUGCCUGAGGCUUUAUGGCCUUCCACAAUGCGUAGUCUAACUGUCUCUUUCCAAUCAGACACAAUUUACAUUCCCGUUUCCAAGAAAGAAAAACCAGCUACUCAGUCCUCGCCUGAUCGGGCUUUGAGGCCUUCACCAAAUGUAGCAGUAGCAGCUGCUCAGAAAGCAUCAAUGUCUCCGAGGAAGAGAAGUCCUCUCAAAGGAGGAGGAGGAGGGAAGAAUGGGGCAGCUAUUGAUCAGUCUGAGAAUGCUAAGCCACAGGUUCGGUUGGAUGCUCGUCUUGUAGAUCGGCAUAGAUGGCCUAGUAGAAACAGUGGUGAGGCUUCUUCCAUUGAUUUAACUAGAAGUGUGGAUCUUAGUGGUAUGAUUAAAACCUCCAAUGUUGGAAAUCCUUCUAGUCCUAGGAGAAUGUCCCUCCCUGGUGAUUUCGGAAGACAUUUACAGAAAUCUUCCAGUGAUGUAGUGAGACGGGUUUUGUUCGACGACAAAUGCAUUCCUUCUCAUUCAUCAUCAUUAGAAGAAGAAUUGAGAUUGGAAUCUGUGACAAUGUCUCGUUUAUCAUCACCGAACAGGACAUCAAGAUUGGUGUCUAAUUCUGCUAGAGGCAUUAGCCCGUCAAGAAUGAGUUCAUUGGCGCCUGCUCCUACUGGAGGUAACAGUCCGUCUCGCUUCAGACAAUCAUCAAGCCCAUCAAGGCAAUACAGUACCUGUCCGAAUUCCGUACUCAGCUUUAUUGUGGAUAUGAAGAGAGGAAAGAAGAGUUUGAAUAACAUAGAAGAUGUUCAUCAGCUUCGUUUGCUGUACAAUUGUCAUUUGCAGUGGCGAUUUGUGAAUGCUCAAGCUAACAACUCUACGCGACUGCAGAGAAUCAAAGCUGAGAGGAAAAUAUAUUAUGCAUGGAGAACAGCACAAGAGCUCUGGGGAUCAGUAAUUCGAAAAAGAACUCAACUUCAGCAACAGAAGUUGAAGUUUAAGCUGUGUGGUGUCUUGAGAGAACAAAUGGGCUUUCUUUCUAUUUGGUCAUCAAUUGAAAGGGAACAUACAAGUUCUUUAGCUCACGCGAUUAAGGACCUCCAGUCAAGUAUUCUUCAACUUCCUGUUACUGAUGGGGCGAUGGCAGAUGUUGAGACUUUGAAGAAUGCUGUUGGUUAUGCUGUGGAAGUGAUGCAAGCAAUGGGAUCCUCCAUAUCUUCUGUAAUUUCGCUGGUAGAUGGAGCAGAUUGUCUGGUCUCUGAAUUAGCUGGUGCGGUUAAACAAGAGAGAGCGAUGAUUGCUGAGUGCGAAGCUCUAUUGGCUUCAACAACAACCUUGCUGGCAGAGGAAUACAGCCUUAGGACCCAGCUUGUACAGUUAAAACAUGUAGAUUGACCUGGAAAGAUGAUCAAGCAAGAUUGAAGUCUAAGUCUAAGUCUAACCAUUGUGUUCUUUUGACAAGCAUAAUAUAUAUUUGUUUUUGUGGGUUUUCUGUCAUCUGAUCUGUAGGUGGGAAGAAAGGGUAUGGUUUAUGUAGCUAACUUUGUAACAGUGAAAACAAAAGGAAAUGAAAGCUGGGUUUUCUUGUUUUUGUUUUUG